This is a messenger RNA of Sphenostylis stenocarpa, 624 nucleotides long. The record is from the annotation of a GenBank genome assembly. Lineage: Eukaryota; Viridiplantae; Streptophyta; Magnoliopsida; Fabales; Fabaceae.
AUGAAGCAGCAUGUGGAGGUGUUCCCUGACCAAAUGGACAGAUUCAUCCUUGUUCACUCGGUAAAUUUGGGAAUGUGCACUGUGUUACAAGACCGUCUUAGGCGCCUUCUUGAAGCAGUACCUUCCAGAGCCCGGCAGCAUCAGGAUCGGCCGCCCGUUGGCCCUGCGAUCCAAAUAAGCAACCCCACUGAAGAAACUGUUGUGGGGACUGAGGCUCAAGUUGAAGGAAUUGAGCACCAGAGAGUUGAGGAAAGAGUAGAUGGAAGUGCGAAACGGCGCAUAAUGAAAGGGGUGCAUCUAAUAGCUAAAGCAUUGGAGGAUGUGGAAGUAGGUACUCGUAAGCAUGGAACAGGCAGCGGAAAUUUUUUUGAGUGCAACAUAUGCUUGCGCAUAGCAAAAGAUCCUGUAUUGACUUGCUGUGGCCACCUGUUUUGCUGGACAUGCUUUUAUCGCUUGCCGUAUUCCUAUGGAGAUGCAAAGGAGUGCCCUGCUUGUGAUGGAGAGGUCAUUGACACUAACAUUACUCCAAUUUAUGGCAAUGCGAGUGGCAGUGGCAAUUCUGAUGCAGCUUGUUCGACAGUUCCUCCUCGCCCUGCUGCAAACAGAAUUAAUAGGUUUAGCUAA